Syzygium oleosum is the source of this 1271-nucleotide messenger RNA. RefSeq lists its product as uncharacterized. Gene Ontology annotation, biological process: endocytosis. Lineage: Eukaryota; Viridiplantae; Streptophyta; Magnoliopsida; Myrtales; Myrtaceae. Bases 192 to 1055 code for a protein of 287 amino acids. The transcript is spliced from 3 exons. The record is from RefSeq and is a predicted model, not a curated record. Gene Ontology annotation, cellular component: clathrin vesicle coat; membrane.
GCAUAUUGUCUCUCUCUCUGUCUCUCUCUCUCUCUCAAUUUUUAGUUGACCUUUCAAAUUGAACUCGAGAUCACUCCUCCAAAGCUCCGAAGCCUUCAAAGCUUUUGAGCCCGUCUUCGUCUUCCCUCGAAAACUCCACCGUCGUAACUCCGGACCGAUCGCCGAACGAGAGAGCGCCGCCCCUCGUCGCAAUGUCGUUCGAGGUCGAAGACGACGAGGAGGCCCUCGAGCACACCCUCCUCGUCGUCCGGGAAGUCGCCGUCUACAAGAUCCCGCCGCGCCCCACCUCCGGCGGCUACAAGUGCGGCGAGUGGCUCCAGUCCGACAAGAUCUGGUCCGGCCGCCUCCGCGUCGUCUCCUGCAAGGACCGCUGCGAGAUCCGUCUCGAGGAUCCGGGCUCCGGCGAGCUCUUCGCCGCCUGCUUCGUCCUCCCGGGCCAGCGGGAGAGCGCCGUCGAGACCGUCCUCGACUCCUCCCGCUACUUCGUGCUCCGGAUCGAGGACGGCCGGGGGAAGCACGCCUUCAUCGGGCUGGGGUUCGCCGAGCGGAACGAGGCCUUCGAUUUCAACGUCGCCUUGUCCGAUCAUGAUAAGUACGUGAAGCGGCGGGAGAGCGACAAGGAGGAGGGUUCCAGCGAGGGGGCGGGUGAUGGCGAUGGGCACAUCGACAUUCACCCUGCUGUUAAUCACCGGUUGAAGGAAGGUGAAACUAUUCGGAUAAAUGUGAAGCACAAGUCUUCUGGUGGGACCGGUAUGCUUUCAGCUGCUGGACUGUCAGGAGGGCCUUCGGGGAGUGGAAAACCAAAAGCUCUAGGCCUUGCCCCACCACCCAGCGGAGCCGGAAAAGUCCGGUCUCCUCUCCCUCCCCCUCCAAAUGAUCCUGCUGCUGCCAGGAUAACCUCUGCAUCUCAUGGUCUCAGCAGCAAGACCAAGGAAAAUACUAGACGAGGCACUGAUGCUUUGUCAGAUCUGUCUCAACUAGAGAGAAACCUCCCUUCCACGGCCAGUUCAGGUUCGACCAAGACUGCUACAGCAUCAGGAUGGGCAGCGUUCUGAUGCUUGGAGUGAGGGAUAUGAUUUAUAUAUUGAUUGUUGUACUGGAAAAAAAGAGGUCACGAGAGACUAAUUAAAAGUGAUUUUUGAGGCAAGUGUUAAAUUCUUGAGAAAUAAUGACAGCUCGAUAUUAUCAUAUGUUUGUCCGACCCAUAUACUUGAUUUUACACCUUUGACUUUUCACAUGAUAUGAAAGUUUGAAUUACCUGUUUUGAGUUG